ACACACUCGCGCUCAGUUGACCGAGCGCGCAACAUCGCGCUGUGAACUCCAAACAUCUGUCAAAAAUUUUCGACUUCUUCCGCGUUGUGUGGUGUGUGCUUGGUGUGUGUUUGGAAACAUUGUUUCCUGUUGUAUCGUGGUUUUAACUGUGUUGUGGAAGUAAAACAGUUCAACUUUUGCGAUUUCCCGGUUCGAAAACUUUACCAACAACAACAAAUAUCAGCAAGUAAACAAUUGUUCGGCAGCCUUUUUUUCAUUGCGCAACAAAAACAACAACGUGCGCCGUGUCUGGUCCUGUUUGUUGCUCCAGCCAGCGCUCUCCGUACAUCGAUACUUGAUUUUAUGCUCGAUGCAUAGCAUAAAACAAUAGCAACCACACAUUUGUUUAGCCGACCGAUGGUGGCUCGGUCUCGUACGUUAAACAACGUCACUCGAACGAUUGCUGCUGCUGCGCCUUGUGAGCUCGCGCGUCUCCGUCUGGAUUCGGGUGCAUGCAAUCGAUAAUACGACACACAGCCAUCAGACUGCGUUUGUGCCAAAACUCAACAGCUGGCCGUGUGGCUGUACGGCUACGUCGCACAGUAUAGGGGAAAAAGUGGAACGGAAAACCACAGGAAGGCUCCGGAUGGAUAAUUAGUUGCGCCAGUAUUCGGUCAGCAUCUGCGCCUGUUAUAGUACAACAACAACUCAUCCUCUUCUAUCGUGCAAAUAUAAUUGUUGUGCCUUUUUGGUGUCCGCGACGGUAACCGCAUACGACGAACGGGAAGUAGGGGCCGCCACUACAGGCAAAGUGUCCUUCGCUUUCCGCGUAACAACGGUAAUAUACGGUAGAGUUUGUGGCAGGUGUUGUUUGUGCUCAGCAACCAAUUAAAGUGGUGCCCGUGGUUACACAUCGUUGCUAGUCCCCCUCCCUAUAGCAACGGAUUUCCAGCCGCAGCAACCAACAACAACGAUCGCAAAGCAACCAAGGGCAACAUAGAGUACAGUGUCCCCCAUACUGCAGCAUACGAAACAUACACACCCACCGGAUUGGAACAACAGUCUGUGACGGAGUGUGUGAAAACAGACAGACAGCAGAGUGAGCCAGCCAGCCAGCCAGAAAGUUACCAAAAGUCACCAACACACAACUUUUUCCCAGCAUGGCGUCCGGAUCCGUAUCCGUUUCCACAGGAACAAAAACCACCAACAAAACGGGCAUGACCGGUACCGGAACGACGGGCGUUACAACCGGUGGUGGUGGUGGUGGUGCUGGUGGACGCAAAAAAUCCGGCCCCAAAUUUGAACUGUCCGACGAACAGCGGCAGGACAUCAAGGAAGCGUUCGAUCUGUUCGAUUCCGAGGGUACCGGUAUGAUCGACACGAAGGAACUGAAGGUAGCGAUCCGUGCGCUCGGAUUCGAACCGAAAAAGGAGGAGAUCAAGAAGAUGAUUGCCGAAAUCGAUAAGGACGGUUCGGGAAAGAUUUCGUUCGACGACUUUCUGCAGCUGAUGACGGUGAAGAUGGCGGAGAAGGAUUCGAAGGAGGAGAUACUGAAGGCGUUCCGGUUGUUUGACGAUGACGAGACGGGUACGAUCUCGUUCAAGAAUCUGAAACGAGUCGCGAAAGAAUUGGGCGAAAAUCUGACGGACGAGGAGCUGCAGGAAAUGAUCGACGAGGCGGAUCGGGAUGGCGAUGGGGAGGUUAAUCAGGAAGAGUUUUUGCGUAUUAUGAAGAAAACUAGUCUGUACUAAAGGGGAAAGCGAAAGAGGGAUCACGGUUAAGGAUACUAAUCUAAUCGAAUGCAUUUAUUUUCUGAUUGCCAGCCAGGGUUUCUCUGAUAUCGUAACGUACAGGAUAAGGACAAUUAAAAGAAACUGAGCCAAAAAACGGGGGGAAAUAGCUACUCCAACACACUGAAACUAUCGGCAGGAGAAAGGUUUAAAGAGCCGCCAAAAGAAAUGAUUUGAAUUUAUCAACGAAUUAGAAAAGCUCGAAGCAACACAGCUGAAACUAGGAAUCUUCCACAGUAAUCUCCUUCACCAUUCCAUCACACCAAAAGUGAGCAAAACAUUUAAACAAACAAGCCUUUAACUGCAUUUGAGAGAGAGACCCCAUGGCACUAGGGAAAACGGGCGAAAUUUUCCAACCUAUCUCUCAACACACAUUUCUCGUUUUUUUUUCCCGCGGAUUCUUAUUCCUCUUAAAGAGGGCAUUCUUAAAGCUAUUACCAGUUAUUAACGGAGCGCAUAAAAGUAGCUAUUGAUAAGGAGAGCACACACAAAAAAAGGCGAAUGAUCGCACAUUUUUAACCCUGAUGACAACCAAUGUGUUAUUGAUAAUCUAUUAAUGAUGUAGGUACGUUCAGCGUAGCAAACGCUCGUUCGCUCGGUUCUAGUGCAACUCGACCCGCACGCACACACACACUGGCUCUCGGCACAAAGCAUAGUCCGGUUCGGUGAUGCAAGCAAGCUGAUUUGAAUUUCCCACCUAAUGCGUCUUUUCCCUCCACGGCACACUUUACUUAGUAGAGAAGCGCAGCACAACGAAAGCGUGCUUGUUUUAAUCAGUAGACAAAGAAUUUGAAUGCAUCAUCGUGAAACGGUUCGCUCAGGAAGGAACACACACA
Messenger RNA from Anopheles stephensi (Asian malaria mosquito), 2605 nucleotides. Its product is annotated as caltractin-like. The coding region runs from base 1140 to 1730 and encodes 196 amino acids. The transcript has 3 exons. Gene Ontology annotation, biological process: mitotic cell cycle; centriole replication. Gene Ontology annotation, cellular component: centrosome; centriole. Lineage: Eukaryota; Metazoa; Arthropoda; Insecta; Diptera; Culicidae. Gene Ontology annotation, molecular function: calcium ion binding. The record is from RefSeq and is a predicted model, not a curated record.